AUGGGUGGACCAAUGAGAACAAAAAGGAAGGCGGGAGAAAGCAUGAAAGGGAGACCCAAGAAGUUGGUCAAGAAAUUCAAGAAACAAACAGACUACGACAGUGGUUCCGGCGAUGAUUCCGAGACUGGGGACAAGCAGGACUUCGCAGCGGUCAACCUCGCAGACUCGGAUGAGGAGGAAGAAUCUGCUCCGGUGAAGCUUUCAACACAUGUCGCUGCAGAUUCGGACAAUGAAGAGGAGAACGAUGAGCCAAAUCUUGACGAGGCAUCUGCAUCAGAUGUCACCGACGCAUCGAAUUCAGACUCGGACUCGGACGCAGACAUGUCUGAUGCAGACACAAAUCCCAACAACGUGAAGAUACGGAACAAGCGCAACGAUCCUGAUGCCUUUGCGACGUCCAUGUCCAAGAUUUUGGGCUCGAAACUCUCCACAAGCAAGCGAAGCGAUCCCGUCUUAUCGAGGAGUGUGAACGCCCUCCAGGCAUCGAAAGAGAUCACCGAUCAGGCUUUGGAAAAGAAGGCAAAGCAAAAGCUGAGGGAGGAGAAGAGGCAGGCUAUGGACAAGGGCCGCGUCAAGGAUGUUUUGGGCGCCUCGACGGCAUUCGACGCUGCCAACAAGGAGGAGGGAGAGCCAAUAGCGACAGUCCAGCAGAUUAUGGAGGAGGAGAAGCGUUUGAGGAAGACGGCGCAAAGAGGUGUUGUGCGCAUGUUCAAUGCCGUGAGGUCUGCACAGAUCAAGGGAGAGCAGGCUGCAAAGUAUGCUAGGCAGAAGGGUUUGGUUGGCCAUGGGAGGAGGGAAGAGAAGGUCAAUGAGAUGAGCAAGCAGGGCUUCUUAGCGCUCAUCGCCGGCGGCUCGGGAGGGUUGCCAACGGGAGGCAUUGAAGAGGCAUGA
Molecule: messenger RNA, 891 nt
Organism: Pseudogymnoascus destructans
Lineage: Eukaryota; Fungi; Ascomycota; Leotiomycetes; Thelebolales; Thelebolaceae
Exons: 1
Coding region: 1-891 (296 amino acids)
Biological process (GO): maturation of 5.8S rRNA; maturation of LSU-rRNA
Cellular component (GO): preribosome, large subunit precursor
Source: RefSeq, a predicted model, not a curated record